Molecule: messenger RNA, 3337 nt
Organism: Vicia villosa (hairy vetch)
Lineage: Eukaryota; Viridiplantae; Streptophyta; Magnoliopsida; Fabales; Fabaceae
Product: histone-lysine N-methyltransferase ATX3-like
Exons: 20
Coding region: 104-2779 (891 amino acids)
Biological process (GO): regulation of transcription by RNA polymerase II
Molecular function (GO): protein binding
Source: RefSeq, a predicted model, not a curated record
CUUCACACUCUUCUCACUCUCUCUCAUUUCAACAAAUCGUUCGAUUUGGGGAUUUUAUCAUAUCAUCACUCUGCUAGGGUUUCGUUUUCCUCACAAUCACAAGAUGACCAUCAAGCGUGAUUUGAAAUCUGAAGCUCAACACUCUGCAUCUCCAUCCAUUCAGAAGAAGCCCAAAGCCAACAAUUGCGCUUCUGUCUGUGGAUCCACUGCUGCUGCUGCUGCUGCUGCUGGCGAGGUUCAUUCUAGUUCCGAUCUCAAUUUCAAUGCCAAUGCGAAUUCGAAUUCAGCUUCGACUGGAGAAGCUCCUCUGUUUCCGCGAUCAUCAAGAGGUCGCGUUCAGAAGCCUCCAUCGAAGUUCAAUGAUUCCGUACUGUUCGAUUCACGGAAGAAGAAUAAUAAUGGAGGAAUCAGAAAAUCUGGAUCAGGUAUUGAAGUUGGCAACAGUUCGGGAGAGAUUGGAAAAAAAGGGAAGGAAAUCAAAUGUGAUUUGAAAACAGAGAGUGAUAAUGGAUUUGAUGAAUUUGGCUGUGACAAGAAUGCUGAGUCGUUUAAGAGCAUUAAAACGACGGUUAGUGGGAGUGAAUUGAUGUUGGUUAAAACAGAGAGUGAAAAUGGUUUUGAUGAAAAGGGGAAAAAGGAGGAAGAGGUUUUCGAGCUGGAGGAAUUUGGUUUGGGUGAUGUGGUUUGGGCAAAAUGUGGUAAGAGUAAUAUUGCGUGGCCUGCUGUGGUGAUUGAUCCCAUCUCACAAGCUCCUGAGUCUGUUCUCAGACGAUGUGUUCCUGGUGCAAUUUGUGUUAUGUUUUUUGGUUAUUCGAACGCAAAGCUAAGGGACUAUGCGUGGGUGAAGCAGGGGAUGGUAUUUCCCUUCUUGGAAUUCAUGGAUAGAUUUCAGGGGCAGACCCGAAUAUAUAAGAGCCAACGCAGCGACUUUCACAAGGCAGUGGAGGAAGCGAUUUUGGCAAACAAUGACAUUCUCGACCCACAUUUCCGAGCUCAGCAAAAUGUGGAGGGCGAGGGUUCCUGUGCUGGUCAGGAAUACCACUACCAAGACCAGGAUACAAUAUUUUGUUAUGGCUGUGGUUUGACGUUGCCUUGCAAAACCAUGAAGGAGAUUAAGGAUUCAAGCUGUGCUCCUCAGCAUUAUUGUAAACCUUGUGCAAAGUUACUUAAAUCGAAACAAUACUGUGGCAUUUGCAAAAAGGUUUGGCACCAUUUAGACGCUGGUGAUUGGGUACGCUGCGACGGAUGUAAUGUUUGGGUGCAUGCUGAGUGUGACAAAAUUUCCAGCAAACUUUUCAAGGAUCUGGAAAAUAUAGAAUACCAUUGCCCAGACUGCAAGGGAAAGAUGAAACGUAAUUUAUCAGAAGCACAAACAAAUGAAUCAAAAAUAAAGGACAGAUCAGUAGAGAAAAACCAAAAACCUGUGCUACCUGAAACGCUAGCAGUGGUGUGCAAUCACAUGAAAGGAAUUUACUUUCCAAGGCUUCAUCAAGUUAUGUGCGAGUGUGGCUCGUGUGGGUCAAAGAAGCAUGCAUUGCCUGAAUGGGAACGACAUGUGGGUUGCAGAGCCAAAAAAUGGAGACUUAGUGUGAAAGUAGAAGGCACAAUGCAACCGCUAAUAAAAUGGAUCACGGAAUUCAAUUCCCAAGCUGGAAUUCCCUCGCAGUUAGAUCAGAAACAGGUGCUUUCCUUUUUGCAAGAGAAGUAUGAGCCAGUUUGUGCAAAAUGGACAACAGAGAGAUGUGCGGUAUGCAAAUGGUUUGAAGAUGAAGACGUUAACAAUAUUAUCAUCUGUAACAGGUGCCAAAUUGCAGUCCACCAAGAGUGCUAUGGGGCAAGGCAGGUCCAAGAUUUUAACUCAUGGGUUUGCAGAGUGUGUGAAACUCCUGAUGUAGAAAGAGAGUGUUGUCUCUGUCCAGUUAAAGGUGGUGCACUAAAGCCAACUGAUGUUGAGUUGCUGUGGGUUCAUGUAACAUGCGCUUGGUUUCGGCCUGAAGUUUCUUUCGAAGACGAAAAAGCAAUGGAACCUGCUUCUGGAAUCCUUAAAAUUCCUCCUAAUUCCUUUUUGAAGACUUGCGUGAUUUGUAAACAAAGCCAUGGUUCCUGUACACGUUGUUGCAAGUGUGAGACAUAUUUUCAUGCGAUGUGUGCAUUAAGAAUGGGAUAUAGCAUGACAGUGCGUACUACAGUGAAGAAGGGAACUCAAGUAACAAAGAACUUAAUAUAUUGUGCAGUUCACAGGGUCCCAAAUCCAGAUUCAGGAGUGUUUGUGUAUCCACCCCUAAGGACAAUCUCUCCAAGAACUUCGUUUCAAAAAUGCAAUAGAGAAUCAAAGCUUAUUUCAUCAAAUAGUAUAGAACUCCUUGAACCUCCAUCUUCUGAAAGUAAUGAGGUUGAGUUACUAUCUGCUGCCAGGUGUCGUGUUUACAGAAAGUUUCCUAAUAAGGACUGUGCACCAAUAAUUCACUUGCUUGGGGGGCCAAACAUUCAUUCUUUAAGUGCAAUAACUCAGUUAAACAGCAGCACGGAUGCUGCUGAAACAUUUUCUUCAUUUAAGGAACGCCUUCACCACUUACAGAAAAUGGAAAAUUAUAAAGUUUGCCUUGGAAAAUCAGCUAUCCAAGGGUGGGGCCUCUUUGCUCGUAGAGAUUUGCAAGAAGGGGAGAUGGUUGUUGAGUAUCGUGGUGAGCAAAUAAGGGGUAGUCUUGAGGAUUCGAGGGAAGCAAGACACCGGUUAGAAGGCAAAGAUUGUUAUGUGAGUCUCGUUAAAAUUGUUUGAGAUAUCAGUCUGUAUUUGCCACUUACUGUGUGAUACUUCAUAUUUGGUUUGGAUAGUAGAAAAUGGAACUUCACUAUACGUUAAAUCAAACCAUGUGUGCAUAAUGUUGAAAAAGAUAAUAAUAAUUCAAAUGAUUUGUAAAAUUUAAGGAUUUGAAAAAUAUUACGAGUCUUCAUAGCAUUGUAGAUAGAUCAUUUUUUGUUUCAAUUCCAAACGGGUUUUCACUUUUAUAAGGGCAGAAAUGUAAUCAAUUUGAUUGCAUUUUAAUGUGUUCGAAAUAUAAGAAUUGGUUUCUUAAAUUAUUUUCUCCACUUAAGAUGGUGAAAACUAGAUUUCUUAACUUGGGAAAUUUGGAAUUGGGAUUGGACCAAUUGCAUUGUGCGGAGAAUUGAGGCUUCCUGAAGAUUAAAUCAUUGGACAUUGAGAAAAGGUUAAGGAAUAAUCUGUUUGAUCUGCAUACUGUUUGAUCUGUGAGGAAAAGAAUAAGAAUCUUCCUCAAGCUUCCUCUACAACAAGUCACGGGCUAAUGAAGGAUAUUUGGGAGAGUUCAAGUUUCUA